Cercospora beticola is the source of this 1716-nucleotide messenger RNA. Its product is annotated as flavin-containing monooxygenase. The record is from RefSeq and is a predicted model, not a curated record. NCBI's taxonomy places the organism in Eukaryota, Fungi, Ascomycota, Dothideomycetes, Mycosphaerellales, Mycosphaerellaceae. Gene Ontology annotation, molecular function: N,N-dimethylaniline monooxygenase activity; NADP binding; flavin adenine dinucleotide binding.
AUGGCGACCACCUCAAGCGAAACGACCACGGAUGUGGUCAUUAUUGGUGCUGGAAUUUCUGGCAUGACCUUGGCCAUUGACAUGAUGCGACUUGGGAAUGGCGAUAACUUUGUUAUUAUCGAGAAAGGUCGUCGCGUUGGAGGUACUUGGAGCGACAACGAAUAUCCAGGAUGCUGUUGCGAUGUAUGGUCGCACCUUUAUUCUCUCUCCUUCUCGCCAAAUCCCGACUGGACGCGAGAAUACCCUACACAACCAGAAAUCCAUCGGUAUCUGACAGGUGUUGCACACAAAUAUGAUCUCGAACGUCACAUCCGUUUCAACACCGAGGUGAAGGGGUGCAAGUUCGAUCCCGUCACCGGCAUCUGGACGACGACUGUGCGACGGGGAGACGACGGCGGCGAAGCGACACUUCACUCGCGGUUCGUCGUCUCUGCCAUGGGCCAGCUCAACAAUCCGCAGUACCCUAAAAUCACAGGCAUGGACGAUUUUGCCGGACGUAUCAUGCACUCCGCUCGAUGGGACAAAUCUUUCGAUUUGCGUGGCAAAAAAGUCGCAGUGAUAGGUAACGGUGCAACUGCCAUUCAGAUCGUGCCUGAGCUUGCAAAAAUUGCCGAAUCAGUCGUAGUCUUUCAGCGGUCGCCGAACUGGAUCACGCCUCGUUACGACUCAACGAUUCCGGCCUGGCGUCAGUUCAUGUAUCGUUAUCUGCCAUAUGCGCGUCGUCACUAUCGUUCAAGUCUGAUGGACAUCCGUGAGGACUACUGGAAUGUUUUAGUUGAUACAGAUGGUGAAGCACAUCAGGGAUUGAAGGCAAUGGCCACAGAGCUGCUUUCCACGCAGCUUCCGGGGGAAAAUCGCGCAGAACUGCGCCAGGUGCUUACUCCCAACUACCCGCCUGGUUGCAAGCGAAUCCUCAUUAGCGACGACUACUAUCCGGCUCUUGGUAAACCUCAUGUCACACUCGAAACUGCUCCGAUCCUAGAAAUCACAGAAGAGGCUGUCCGCGUAUCGUCAGGUUGGGACUCGAGAAAAGGACAGCACCAGCCGCAAGAUCAUGUUGUCGAUGCCAUCAUAUGCGCGACUGGUUUCCAAGCUAAACAGUUCCUUUCACCGUUACACAUCGAAGUCGCUGGUCAAGAAACUCUUGAGCAAAAGUGGAGCGGUGGAGCUUAUGCGUACAAGGGAAUGACUGUCCCCGAUUUGCCAAAUUUUGCCAUCAUGUAUGGACCAAACACAAAUUUGGGACACAACAGCAUUAUACUGAUGAUCGAGGCCCAGUCAGCCUACAUCAAUCGUCUCAUAGAGGCUGUUCGCACGAAUGCGAAGGACAGUAGUCGAGGAUAUCUACGCAUCUCUCCUCGUGAGUCCGCGACCAAGAACUGGAACAACAAGGUACAAGCCUCACUCAGCAAAAGUACAUUGGCCAGCGACCAAUGCAGUUCGUGGUACAAGUCUGACACGGGAUUAAUUACUACGAAUUGGUCGGAGAACGCCAUCGAGUAUCAACGCGACGUCAGCUCCAUUGACUGGGAGGACUAUCAGCUACAAGGACCCGGCGCCGCGGAGCUUCGUAGUAAAGGUCGCAUCAGCUGGACAAGGGUCGUGGAAGAAAGCCAGCCUUGGGUUACGAGCUGGAGCAAGGCUGCGGCUGUGAGCGUCGGUUUGGGCAUACUCGCGGUUGCGGUCUCGCCUCUUCGCAAGAGCAUUGUUCGUUGA